Molecule: messenger RNA, 1738 nt
Organism: Phyllostomus discolor (pale spear-nosed bat)
Lineage: Eukaryota; Metazoa; Chordata; Mammalia; Chiroptera; Phyllostomidae
Gene: TMIE
Product: transmembrane inner ear
Exons: 4
Coding region: 151-609 (152 amino acids)
Source: RefSeq, a predicted model, not a curated record
CCAGACACCAGCGAUGAAUAAAUGAUGCUCACUCGCAGCCUGCGACCACACCGCCACCGUCGAGCGCCAGCUGGCCAGGGGACCGUCUCCGGGCCUCCAAGCAUCGCUGGGCUCCCGGACCCGCGGCCCUGAUCAGCGGGCGGCGCGAAGAUGGUGGCCGGGAGGCGGCCGGGCGCGGGGCCCCUCUGGGCGCUGGGCGGCGCUGCUCUGGGGGUCUGCCUCGCGGGGGUCGCUGGGCAACUGGUGGAGCCCAGCACGGCUCCGCCCAAGCCCAAGCCACCCCCGUUGACCAAGGAGACGGUGGUGUUCUGGGACAUGCGCCUGUGGCACGUCGUGGGCAUCUUCUCGCUCUUCGUCUUGUCCAUCAUUAUCACCCUGUGCUGCGUUUUCAACUGCCGCGUGCCGCGGACCCGGAAGGAGAUCGAGGCCCGGUACCUGCAGCGCAAGGCGGCCAAGAUGUACACCGACAAGCUGGAGACGGUGCCGCCCCUUGAUGAGCUCACAGAAGUCCCUGGAGGUGAUAAGAAGAAAAAGAAAAAGGACACUGUGGACACAGUGGCCAUCAAGGUAGAGGAGGACGAGAAGAACGAAGCCAAGAGCAAAGGAUAGAAAUGGGGAAGGCCUCCUGGAGGCGGCAGCCGGGCCUGGCAGGCCUGGGGCUCGGGUCCUGGCCGGGGCCCGGGUGUCUUGGACCGCAAGCUCAUCCACGGACCCCAGAGGUUGUAGAGCAUCCUCUCUCUGUUCAGAGGGAGUUGCUGAGGCCCGUGGCCACGUCCUGAUGGCCCAUCACGGGCAGGGACGAGACCGCUGGUGUCCUGCCCCCCAGCCCGGACUCCGCUGCUUUCACACCGUCCUCCUGGCCGUGCGGCAAUGUCGGUCUAGGGUCACCGCCCCUCUGCAGGUCCAGAGCAGCCUCCCCUUGCCCCCGCCCCCAGACAUGGCUCCGUCCCACCCUUUGGCCAGAGCAGCAGUGGCUCCAGAGGGGCGAUGGGAGGUGGGUUCGCUCCGGGAAAGACUCCUGGACCGGAUGCAUGCCGGAAGCUGCGGCAGCAGGAGGUUCUCAGACUUGGCUGGAUAGCAGCCCUGGGGCCGAGGGGUCUGGCCCGAGCCUCGAGGGGGUCCUGGCCUGGUGGGGUGAGCAGAGGUGGCCAGAAGCAGGAGCACCCCCAGCCCAGCCAGCCGAGCUCCCGGCGAAGGCAUGCACUCACUCUACACGUUGUCAUGGAGCUGAGGCUGCUGGGAGGCCGAGAGGAGGGGCCAGGGCUGCCGGGUCGGGGGGCAGUCACGGACACAGAAGGCCGAGGCCAGCGGGCCAGGGGCAGGAGGGAAGAGAGCUGGCACCUGGGCCCCAUCCUAGGAAUCCAGGGAACAUUUGAGCAGUCCGGGGCAGGGGUGGCCCUCAGGCUGCUUUCGGACCCUAUCUCUGCUCAGCUGUGGCAGAAGGGCUCAGGGCCCCCAAAGGGGGCAGCUAGGGGUGGAGGCGGCUCCUUCUUCUGUGAAGCAUUCUCAGCAACAGUGCCUAGAAGGGGCACUGCUGACCGGAAGGCACGAGGGCCCCGGGAGACGGCCCCCAGGGAGGAGAGGCGCACAGAGGGGCUGCCGGGGCGGGGAGCAGUUGCUGCAGCCUCCAGACCUGGGACUGGAGAGAGGAGAGACCAGAGGUCUCGGAGCCAGGGGAGCUGCUGGGAAAGCCCCCGCUGCCCUGCACCCCCCGCACAGGUCUGUAAAUAAAGCUCAG